Verticillium alfalfae VaMs.102 is the source of this 897-nucleotide messenger RNA. RefSeq names its product phytanoyl-CoA dioxygenase family protein. The coding region runs from base 1 to 897 and encodes 298 amino acids. The transcript has 2 exons. The record is from RefSeq and is a predicted model, not a curated record. NCBI's taxonomy places the organism in Eukaryota, Fungi, Ascomycota, Sordariomycetes, Glomerellales, Plectosphaerellaceae.
AUGGCUACAAACGAUGCCACCAAUGUCCCCGGCGGUCUCAACCCGGCUCAGCUUGACCAAUUUCAUCGUGAGGGCUUCCUCAUCCUCCCUCAGGCCUUGGACUCCUCCACUGUUGCCGCCUGCCUCGAGGAGACAAACAACCUGCUCGAGAACUUCUCUCUUGAAGACCACCCCAUGACUCGUUUCUCGACUGGCCAGGAAGGUGCUGAUCAUGUUGGCGACGACUACUUUCUCUCCUCAGGCGAUAAGGUGCGCUUCUUCUUCGAGGAAGACGCCUUCGGGCCCGACGGAAAGCUCACCAAGCCCAAAGCUCGCGCUGUCAACAAAAUUGGCCACUAUCUGCACGAACUCUCGCCACCCUUCCGCGCCAUCUCGUCUCCCGCUCCUGGUGCGGGUCAACCUGUUGACCCUGGGGCCGUGGCACGCUCUCUCGGCUUCCAAGACCCCAGGUGCUUGCAGAGCAUGGUCAUCUGCAAGCAGCCCGAGAUUGGAGGCGCCGUGCCGCCGCACCAGGGACUCAACCUUUUUGUACACAGACCCCCCUUCUGCCGUCGGCUUCUGUGGGCGCCCGUAAAAGAGAGGCUUGUGCGGAAGAAGGUGGGCGGCAAAGACGUGGGUACCGAGAUGGUGGCGAACAAGGGACCAGUCUUCCCGCCUGGUUCGGACUACAUCGAGAAGCAGGACCAGGACGGGGAGUACGUCCCCGGAGAGGUGAAGGCGGGUGAUCUCGUACUGAUCCACGGCAACCUGCUGCACAAGAGCGAGCGGAAUACGAGUCAGAAGGGGCGUAUUAUUUACACGUUCCACAUCAUCGAGCAGGGCGGUCCGGCCUACGAUGAGAGGAACUGGUUGCAGCCCCCGGAGCAGGGUUUCACGAAACUGUCUGCCUCGGCGUAG